GCGUGCGCACACACGCACACACAGACACACGCACACACAGACACACGCACACACAGACACACGCACACAGACGCACACCAUCUGGAAUGAACUCAUGCCUCAACUCCUCAAGCCACACUGUGGCCCUUCUCUAUUCUCAUUUUUUUGAGCUCUGGUUGGACCACAGAAGAUCAGUGAUUGGUUGUUUAUUUGGUUCAUCUUAGAACAGAUCAUUUUAAUAUUGUUCAUCUUACUAAUCUUUUUUUUUUGUAUUAUUGUUUGUUUAUAAAUUCAUAUUGUACUAUAACAUAAAUAAUAUUAUUGCGUGUGCCCUGUGGUUGAGUAUUUUGUCAUUCCCAUGUCAAUUUUUUUCAUGCUCUGCUUUAAGCGUAAGGUCUUUGUAAUGUUUGAUAGUGAAGUUUUCAUAUUUACAUUUAAAAUGACUGUUUAAAAUAGGCAAAUACAUAUUCUGGCAGAAACAUUAAGGCCAAGAUGGUACCAUCGGCUAUUAUAGUUUGCAUUCAUGUGAUUUGCUAGUGUCUACAUGAUUUAGACAAAAGGAAUUCAAUAAACAAUUUUUAAAAUCAGUUCUUCAGGUAAGCCCAAAUAACCAUUUUCUCAGAUUUAGAAAAUUAUUCAGUCUAUAUAUAGUAAUGCUGACUGAAAACCAGUAAACACCAUUUUUGCAGGCCUAUCCACACUGACACCUAAAAUAAUUGAUUGUCAAUUUGAUGUGUAACCCAGUAUGAUGCACUAGGAGGUUACAAGCCUUACUAGGACAAUAGUGUAAAACAAUUUACUUGUACACACACAUACUUUAUACAGUACAUAAGGUUACCAAAGAAACAAUGUUUUAGACGUGUGUAUAUGAUAAAAGCACUUAGAACAGUAGAUCAAAGGUACAUUUCCAGGACUUCACUAAAUUAUAAUUAUAAACUAUAACUAGUGAGUUUAUUAAUAGACAAUUGGGUUCAGUCAAAUGUACAAACAAAAACCCAAACAAUUCUGACUGUAAAGCAAGGUCAAAGGUCAGGUUUGGUGUAUGUAGAGCUGGCUUUACAUCAGAACUAUGUCCAACAGGAGGCAGCUCUGGUGCCUAUAAGCACUGACAUAAGUUGACUUAUUUUAAUAUUCUUUUUUGCUAACUCUAAUGUUCCUGUUACACCCUGCAUCCACAAUGAUGUACUGUUAGUUUUAAACUCCAUACCAUUUAAAUGUAAGCAUCUCAGUUAUGUUUUUACAUUUUCAGGAAUUUGCUGACUUUGGUUAUAACAUUAUACUUUGCAAGAGGUUUUGGCAUGCACUUCUUGCCUGUAGCGACAUUGGAGUUGGUUUUCUUAGAGUGGGGCCACUGAAAGGUUCAUAUUGCUUCUGUGCUAAUGACAACUAACCCUAAGAUGUUGCUUAUUCCACAAAAUAAGGGAAUGUGCUCAAGCUGUACUGAAAAUACAAUAACUUCACUGUUCUUAUGGCAUAAGUAGGACAGAAACCUUUCCUAGCUUGAGUGGCAGUAAGUGUAGCCCUAAGUAAUAAAAUAAUCAAAGAGUAAAUGUUACACUAGUAAUGAGCAGUAAUGAGUUGCAGCCUCUCCUCUCCUGCAGUUUCAUGAUGUCCUAAGUUGUGACGGCAGCCUGGGGGACCAAACCUUUCUUCGCCCUUACGCUGAUUAAAAUGCGACAGUGCCACGUGCUUGUGUGAUCUCAGUCUGGAUGCUGCUUAAUCUGGUGUUGUACUGUGACCUCUCUUCAGCUGUCUGCGGCAUGUGCCCAAUGAAAGGAACGGUGAAAGUGGGUGAUUCCUUAGACUGUCUCAAAGCGAAGGAAAAAAACGUGAUCGCAGAGACAUAUACCCACCGAAGAAGAAAACAAAAGCAAAACGACACAAAAAAAGGCAUCUGGAUUUCCAAACUGUGAAAUUUCCCUCAAAUCUCUCUGCUGUCAGACUAGGAUUCUGUAUCCUAUAAUGACACUGUACAUUCACAUGUUGGCCUGCGCCUUUGGCCUGGGUUCCUGGGUGGCCAUUAAUGGGAUGUGGGUGGAGCUACCACUGAUCGUUAACAUUCUGCCAGAGGGAUGGGUCUUACCUUCCUACCUCACAGUUAUCAUCCAGCUGGCCAAUCUUGGCCCUCUUUUAGUUACCCUUGUGCACAAGCUGUGUCCAGGACGAUUGCGGGAGAAUCUGGUGAUCUAUUUGGUGCUGAUACUCGGUGCUGUAGCAUGCGUCCUCCUGACAGUAUUCUGGAGGAAGACUACAGUCAUUUUGGGUGAAUUGAGGAGCACAGCAUUCUUCAUCCUCAUGUUCUUCCUCGCCUUGGUGGACUGCACUUCCUCUGUCACUUUCCUACCAUUCAUGAUGCAGCUCCCAGCCAAAUACAUCACCACAUAUUUCAUUGGCGAAGGACUGAGUGGCUUUGUGCCUGGGCUCAUAGCUUUGGCGCAGGGCGUUGGGAUGUCCAAGUGUGUCAACAUUUCCCAAACAGUGGAUAACCUCUCACACUCUGACAAUGAAAGCUUUGCACUGGAGACUCAAUACCUCCCUCCCAACUUCUCCACGGAGGUCUUCUUCUCCUUUUUGUCAGCCAUGAUGGUGGUAAGCCUUGGUGCUUUUGCCAUGCUGGACUGGGUACCUCGGACCUUUGAGAUCUCUACCGAGCAUCUGGUACCUGAACCAGGUGCUGUCAUAUCGGUCUGUGGGGGUGUGGAAAAUCCUGCAGCAAGCAAUCUUACAACAAAGAGCCAAGAGGAUGAUGAGAGGAGCUGGUUAAGACCUCUGGUAGUGAAGCCAUUCUAUACCACCCGUGAGCUGACUUUUGUCUAUUUCAUGGUGGUGUGGGCAAACGGCGCCACCAAUGGACUGCUGCCAUCAGUGCAGACAUUCUCCUGCAUGCCCUAUGGCAAUCUGGCCUAUCAUUUGUCAGCUGCCCUGGCCUCAGUUGCUAAUCCACUGGCCUGCAUUAUUGCUAUGCUUGCUCCCAAACGUUCACUGGUGUUCCUGGGUGUCUUGUGCUUGCUGGGGACUGGCUUUGGUGGGUACAACAUGGCCAUGGCAGCCAUGAGCCCCUGCCCGUUACUGCAAGAUGCACCAGCAGGACAGGCUGCAAUUGUACUGUCCUGGGUUUUCUUCAUGGGCUUGCUGUCCUAUGUGAAGGUGAUGGUUGGUGUCAUUCUAAGGGACCAGAGCCACACUGCCCUCGUGUGGUGUGGAGCUGCAGCACAAACUGGCUCUAUGGUGGGCUCCAUCAUUAUGUUUCCUCUGGUCAAUGUAUAUAAUCUGUUUAAGUCAGGGGAUAUCUGCAGCAGGAAAUGCCCCUUAUGAGCUUUUUAUGUAAUU
Electrophorus electricus (electric eel) is the source of this 3309-nucleotide messenger RNA. It is a transcript of the gene slc52a3-1, whose product is annotated as solute carrier family 52 member 3-1. Lineage: Eukaryota; Metazoa; Chordata; Actinopteri; Gymnotiformes; Gymnotidae. Gene Ontology annotation, biological process: riboflavin transport. Gene Ontology annotation, cellular component: plasma membrane. Gene Ontology annotation, molecular function: riboflavin transmembrane transporter activity. The record is from RefSeq and is a predicted model, not a curated record.